AUGGCUUCCGAGCUCCACUUCGUCCUAGUCCCUUUCAUGGCGCAAGGCCACCUGCUCCCCAUGACCGACAUCGCCAAGCUCCUAGCCCAACACGGCGUCGUCGUCACCAUCGUCACGACCCCGGUCAACGCCGGCCGAAUCCGCGGCACCGUUUCCCGUGCCGUGGAGUCCACCGGCGUCCGAAUAACCGUUGCUGAGCUCGAGCUCGAGCUCCCAUCCGACGGAGUGGGCCUGCCGAAGCACUGCGAGACGCUGGACCAGCUCCCUUCUCUGGACAAAGGGAUCGACCUCUUCUACUACAUGGGCCGAGCCCUCGAGAAGCCCAUGGAGAAGCUCUUCGAGCAGCUCCGGCCCAGGCCCAACUGCGUGAUCUCCGACAUGUCCUUGCCCUUCACCAGCACCGUGGCCAGAAAAUUUGGCGUGCCGAGGAUUACUUUCAAUGGGUUCUCGGCCUUCGCCCUGCUCUGCCUCCGCAACAUACACCAAGGUGCCGACAUGCUGGAGAGCGAGAAGGGCGUGCUGGCGGGCCUUCGGUCCGACUCGGACCGGUUCAUUGUGCCCGGUUUACCCGACCGGAUCGAGGUGACGAUGAACCAGCUGCCCAUGGCCAUGGCCAGUGGGUUGGACCUGCUGGGCGAGCAGGUCGUGGAAGCGGAAGGCUACUCGUACGGGAUGAUCAUCAACUCGUUCGAGGAGCUGGAGCAGGAAUACUUCACGAGGUACAAGGCUGCAAUGGGUGGCAAGGCCUGGUCCGUGGGCCCUGCCUCGUCGUGCAACAAAGGCCGGUUGGACCGGUUGGAAAGGGGUAAUCCUCGACUAGCGAUCAGCGAAUCGGAAUGUUCGAAGUGGCUCGACUCUCAAGAGUCCGGCUCGGUCAUUUAUGUUUGCAUGGGCAGUUUGUGCAACAUCCCAACUCCACAGUUGAUAGAGCUUGGGCUGGGCCUGGAAGAGUGGACCGGCCCAUUUGUGUGGGUGGUUAGGGAGGGAGAGACUUCCAAAGGUUUGUUAAAAUGGAUGGAAGAGUAUUGUUUUGAGGAGAGGACAAAAGGUCGAGGACUUAUAGUUCGUGGAUGGGCACCACAGAUGGUGAUCUUGUCACACCCCGCAGUCGGUGGGUUUUUGACGCAUUGUGGGUGGAACUCGACUCUGGAAGGGGUAUGUGUCGGCGUGCCAAUGGUGACAUGGCCACUCUUUGCCGAUCAAUUUCUCAACGAGAGACUCAUCGUGGAUGUGUUGAAGAUCGGAGUGGCAAUCGGGGCAGAGGGCACAGUGAAGUGGGGAGAAGAAGAGAAGACAAAAGUGUUGAUCAAGAGAGAAGAUGUGACGCAAGCUAUUGAGAAACUAAUGGGUGAAGGAGAUGAAAAGGAGAUGAGGAGAAAGAGAGCCAAAGAGCUUAGUGAAAAGUCCAAACUGGUCCUUGAAGAAGGAGGGUCCUCUUAUCUUAACAUUGAGCUCUUGAUCCAAGACAUCAUGCAACAUACGUCCAUGAAAUGUGAGGAGGCUAUAUUGAGUAGGAAAACUGGUCAAAUACUGGUUUCUUAA
Messenger RNA from Linum tenue, 1542 nucleotides. The record is from the annotation of a GenBank genome assembly. NCBI's taxonomy places the organism in Eukaryota, Viridiplantae, Streptophyta, Magnoliopsida, Malpighiales, Linaceae.